GGUGGCUCGGAUGGGACAGUCGCCAGGGAUGGCGGAACGUAAGGAUGGAGCGGGUGUCCGGACUGCUGUCUUGGACGCUGAGCAGAUUCCUGUGGCUCUCGGGCCUCUCUGAGCGGGGAGCUGCCCGGCAGCCCCGGAUCAUGGAAGAGAAAGCGCUAGAAGUUUAUGAUUUGAUUCGAACCAUCCGGGACCCAGAGAAGCCCAAUACUUUAGAAGAACUGGAAGUGGUAACGGAAAGUUGUGUGGAGGUUCAGGAGAUAAAUGAAGACGACUAUUUGGUUAUUAUAAGGUUCACGCCAACAGUACCUCAUUGCUCUUUGGCGACUCUUAUUGGGCUGUGCUUAAGAGUAAAACUUCAGCGGUGUUUACCGUUUAAACAUAAGUUGGAAAUCUACAUUUCUGAAGGAACCCACUCAACAGAGGAAGAUAUCAACAAGCAGAUAAACGACAAAGAGCGAGUGGCGGCUGCCAUGGAGAACCCCAACUUACGGGAGAUCGUGGAACAGUGUGUCCUGGAACCUGACUGAUAGCUGUUUUAGAGCCACUGAUGUAUAAUCAUUUGAUAUAUUUGUUUAAAGUCUUUGUAAAAUGUAAAAGAUUCAUGUUUAAUACAUAGGUGAUUUGUACCUCAAAACAUUUUUUUAAACAAUGAUUUCCAAGCAAGAUUUAAUUAUCAGGUAGUACCUAGUUUGUUCAAUGUCUAACAUUCUCAGGAUUUGUAACCCUUAAAUGAUCAGACAAAAAUAUUUUCUAGUUAUUGUGUGUAAGAUGAGUUGCUAUUUUUCUGAUGCCCAUUCUGAUGCUUUUCAUGUCAAAAUAUU
This is a messenger RNA of Bubalus bubalis (water buffalo), 821 nucleotides long. RefSeq names its product cytosolic iron-sulfur assembly component 2A. NCBI's taxonomy places the organism in Eukaryota, Metazoa, Chordata, Mammalia, Artiodactyla, Bovidae. The record is from RefSeq and is a predicted model, not a curated record. Bases 45 to 527 code for a protein of 160 amino acids. The transcript has a single exon.